Messenger RNA from Lagenorhynchus albirostris (white-beaked dolphin), 4487 nucleotides. It is a transcript of the gene ZNF608, whose product is annotated as zinc finger protein 608. The transcript is spliced from 6 exons. The record is from RefSeq and is a predicted model, not a curated record. NCBI's taxonomy places the organism in Eukaryota, Metazoa, Chordata, Mammalia, Artiodactyla, Delphinidae. Bases 31 to 4407 code for a protein of 1458 amino acids. Gene Ontology annotation, cellular component: nucleus. Gene Ontology annotation, biological process: regulation of transcription by RNA polymerase II.
GAUUUUUAUUCUAGAGAGCUCAUCUUCAGGAUGUCAGUGAACAUUUCUACGGCAGGAAAGGGUGUGGAUCCAAAUACGGUUGAUACUUAUGACAGUGGCGAUGAUUGGGAAAUCGGGGUUGGAAAUUUAAUAAUUGAUUUGGACGCUGAUUUGGAGAAGGACAGACAGAAAUUUGAAAUGAAUAAUUCCACCAACACCACUAGCAGCAGCAACUCUAAGGAUUGUGGAGGUCUGGCCUCCAGUGGGGCCGGUGCUACCGCAGCCUUAGCGGAUGGCCUAAAAUUUGCUUCUGUUCAGCCCUCUGCUCCCCAGGGGAAUUCACACAAAGAGACCAGCAAAUCAAAAGUGAAAAGGAGUAAAACUUCUAAGGAUGCUAAUAAAUCUCUGCCUUCUGCUGCCUUGUAUGGGAUUCCCGAGAUCAGCGGCACUGGCAAGAGGCAGGAAGUCCAAGGGCGCCCUGGAGAGGCAACUGGCAUGAAUUCAGCGCUGGGUCAAAGUGUGAGCGGCGGCGGCGGCGGCGGCGGCAACCCGAACAGCAAUAGUACCAGCACCGGCACCUCCGCUGCCACCGCGGGAACGGCCUCCUGCGGGAAAAGCAAAGAGGAGAAGCCAGGUAAAAGCCAGAGCAGCCGAGGCGCCAAGCGGGAUAAGGAUGCGGGGAAAUCCAGGAAGGACAAGCACGACCUGCUUCAGGGCCACCAGAAUGGCAGUGGCAGCCAGGCCCCUUCCGGGGGCCUCUAUGGCUUUGGGGCCAAGAGCAAUGGAGGUGGCGCGAGCCCCUUCCACUGCGGGGGCACUGGGAGUGGCAGCGUCGCGGCUGCUGGGGAAGUUAGCAAAAGUGCCCCGGAUUCAGGGCUCAUGGGAAACUCUAUGUUGGUAAAGAAGGAAGAGGAGGAGGAGGAGAGCCACAGGCGAAUCAAGAAACUGAAAACUGAGAAGGUUGACCCCCUGUUUACAGUGCCAGCACCACCGCCGCCGAUUUCCAGCAGUCUCACGCCUCAGAUUCUGCCCUCCUACUUUUCCCCAUCUUCAUCCAAUAUUGCAGCACCGGUUGAACAGCUUUUGGUUCGGACUCGUUCCGUGGGUGUCAAUACGUGUGAAGUUGGAGUAGUGACAGAGCCAGAGUGUCUUGGGCCCUGUGAACCCGGGACCAGUGUGAAUUUGGAAGGGAUCGUGUGGCAUGAAACAGAAGAAGGUGUCCUAGUGGUCAAUGUCACGUGGAGGAACAAAACUUAUGUAGGGACCUUAUUGGACUGCACCAAGCACGACUGGGCCCCUCCCAGGUUCUGCGAGUCACCGACCAGCGACCUGGAGAUGAGAGGGGGCCGGGGCCGGGGGAAAAGAGCGAGGUCUACCGCAGCUGCCCCGGGCUCGGAGGCCAGCUUCACAGAGUCCAGAGGACUGCAGAACAAGAACAGAGGGGGGGCCAAUGGGAAAGGGAGGCGGGGCAGCCUUAAUGCCAGCGGGCGAAGGACACCCCCGAAUUGUGCUGCGGAGGACAUCAAAGCCAGCCCCUCCUCCACCAACAAAAGGAAAAACAAGCCUCCGAUGGAGCUAGACCUGAACUCCAGCUCCGAGGACAGUAAGCCCGGGAAGCGUGUCCGCACAAAUUCGAGAAGCACUCCCACCACCCCUCAAGGGAAACCAGAGACGACUUUUUUGGACCAGGGCUGCUCUUCUCCGGUGUUGAUUGAUUGUCCGCACCCAAACUGCAACAAAAAGUACAAGCACAUCAACGGCCUCAGGUACCACCAGGCUCACGCCCACUUAGACCCAGAGAACAAGCUGGAGUUCGAACCGGACAGCGAGGGCAAGAUCUCGGACUGUGAGGAGGCCUUGAGCAACGUGGCGCUGGAAUGCAGCGAGCCAAGCACAAGUGUAUCGACUUACGAGCAGGUGAAGGCGCCAGUGUCCCCUGGCUCGGGGAACCCCCCCGGAACCCCCAAGGGGAAGAGAGAGCUGAUGAGCAAUGGCUCGGGCUCUGUUAUCGGAUCGAAGCCUGGGAAGAAUUCCGGCAAAAAGAAGGGCCUCAACAGUGACCUCAACAACCUUCCCGUCAUCUCCAACAUGACGGCCACCGUAGACAGCUGCUCGGCAGCAGACGGCAGUUUGGCUGCCGAAAUGCCCAAACUGGAAGCAGAAGGCUUAAUCGACAAGAAAAAUUUGGGAGAGAAAGAAAAGGGCAAAAAAGCCAACAGUUGCAAAAUGGACAAAAACCUCUCUAAGCUUAAAAGUGCCCGGCCCAUUGCCCCUGCACCGGCCCCAACGCCGCCACAGCUAAUCGCAAUUCCCACCGCAGCCUUUACGGGCACCACCACGGGGACCAUACCCGGACUGCCCUCCCUCACAACCACGGCGGUCCAGGCCACACCAAAGAGUCCUCCGUUAAAGCCCAUUCAGCCAAAGCCCACGAUUAUGGGGGAGCCCGUCACCGUGAACCCAGCGCUCGUGUCGCUCAAAGACAAAAAGAAAAAGGAGAAGCGGAAGCUGAAGGACAAAGAAGGGAAAGAGACGGGGAGCCCGAAAACGGAUGCGAAGCUGGGCAAACUAGAGGACGCCAAGGGGGCUGGCAGAGAUGUAUCUGGGCAUUUUUUAAAGGACCACCUCAACAAGAAUGAAGGGCUGGCGAACGGACUGUCCGAGUCACAAGAGAGCCGGAUGGCCAGUAUCAAAGCCGAGGCUGAUAAGGUUUACACUUUCACCGACAACGCUCCCAGCCCUUCCAUCGGGAGUGCCUCGAGGAUGGAGUGCAGCGCUUUGGUGAACGGGCAGGCGCCCGUGGCCCCGCUGCACGUGCUGACCCAGAAUGGGGCCGAGAGCUCCGCAGCCAAGACGAGCAGCCCUGCCUACUCGGACAUCUCUGAUGCUGCCGAUGACGGCGGUUCUGACAGCAGGUCGGAGGGCGUGAGGUCAAAGACCAGUUCCCCGUCAGAUAUCCUUUCCAGUAAGGACGGUGUUGUAAAAGGGCAUUCUUCAACGACAGCACAAUCAUCUCAGAUGAAAGAGUCCCACUCUCCCUAUUACCAUGGCUACGAUCCUUAUUAUUCUCCGAGUUACAUGCACCCUGGGCAGGUCAGUGCCCCUGUAGCUGGGAACGGCGGGAGCGCGCAGGGAAUGAAGAUCAAGAAGGAGUCUGAGGAAGAUGCAGAUAAGAAAGACAAGGCAGAGCAGCUCGAGGCCAAGAAAGUGGACCAUAAUUCUGCAUCCUUACAGCCUCAGCACCAAUCGGUGAUCACGCAGAGACACCCGGCCCUGGCUCAGUCACUGUAUUAUGGCCAAUAUGCCUACGGGCUCUAUAUGGACCAGAAGUCUCUGAUGGCCACCAGCCCUGCCUAUAGACAGCAGUAUGAGAAGUACUAUGAGGACCAGAGGCUGGCAGAGCAGAAAAUGGCCCAAACUGGGAGAGGAGACUGUGAAAGGAAAAAUGAGCUCCCCUUGAAAGAGCUGGGCAAAGAGGACAGUAAACAGAAAAACAUGCCAUCGGCCACAAUCUCAAAAGCUCCCUCUACUCCGGAGCCUAACAAAAACCAUUCUAAACUAGGGCCGUCAGUGCCUAAUAAAUCUGAGGAGACAGGUAAAUCACAGCUUCUCUCCAAUCACCAGCAGCAGCUUCAGGCCGACAGCUUCAAAGCUAAGCAGAUGGAAAACCACCAGCUUAUUAAGGAAGCUGUAGAAAUGAAAUCUGUCAUGGACUCUAUGAAGCAGACAGGUGUAGACCCAACCUCGAGAUUUAAACAAGAUCCAGAUUCAAGGACAUGGCAUCAUUAUGUAUACCAACCCAAAUACCUAGACCCGCAAAAGUCAGAAGAACUCGAUAGAGAGAAGAAACUAAAAGAGGAUAGUCCCAGGAAAACCCCCAACAAAGAGGGUGGUGUGCCCAGCCUUCCCGUAUCGUUAAUGAGCAUCAAAGAGGAGCCCAAAGAGGCCAAGCGUCCUGAUUCUCAAUCCUUGGAUGAGAGCAAGCUGAAAAACGAUGAUCGCAAGACUCCCGUGAACUGGAAGGACUCUCGGGGAGCCAGAGUGGCCGUCUCCUCCCCCAUGAGUCAGCAUCAGUCCUACAUACAGUACUUGCAUGCUUACCCUUACCCGCAGAUGUAUGACCCCAGCCACCCUGCAUACCGGGCUGUUUCUCCCGUCCUAAUGCACAGUUACCCUGGGGCCUAUCUCUCGCCAGGAUUUCAUUACCCUGUUUACGGGAAGAUGUCAGGGAGAGAAGAGGCAGAGAAGGUCAAUACCAGCCCUAGCAUCACCACGAAAACAACCACUGAAUCGAAAGCACUGGAUUUGCUCCACCAGCACGCCAGCCAGUACCGCAGCAAGUCUCCCGCUGUAUGCCUCCUUUUGUCAUCACUAACAAGUACUAUGUUUCAGGGGGAGAAAAGCAGACAAGCUAGAGAACAGUCUUGAAAUAUAAAUGGUUUUGGAACCCAGCUGUGAUUUCAGGGUGCCGUUUUAGUCUAAUAUGGAAAGAACGGCAUGUUCAAAAA